Molecule: messenger RNA, 852 nt
Organism: Anopheles marshallii
Lineage: Eukaryota; Metazoa; Arthropoda; Insecta; Diptera; Culicidae
Product: protein trunk
Exons: 1
Coding region: 1-852 (283 amino acids)
Molecular function (GO): signaling receptor binding
Source: RefSeq, a predicted model, not a curated record
AUGUUCCUGGGGGCACUGCUGGCCGUGAUGUUGCUGCUGCUGACGCUGAUCCUGCUACAGUGCGAUGGCCGGGCACUGAAACGAGACAAAACCGUGCCGGACGAUGACGAUGGCUACAGCUUCCUGUCGAAGCAAGCGGCCACGGAGAAUGCAUGCGAGCAGCUGCCACCACCGGUGCUGACCGAAAUACUAGGACCGGCGUUUAAUCCACGCUACAUGAGCAUCGAAGAGCCACCGGUAGCGGAGAGCGGCGGUGAUCAAUCGAACCCGGCCGGAAAGCGGGAUGCGGAACCGUUUCCACCGUUCUACGUCGACGAUAAGUACUCGCUCGAGCUGAGCCACAAACCGGCCUGGGAGGUGAAACACGUUGCGGAACCGAUCCCGCAGGGUGAGCUUGUUGGCGGGCGGGUCGGACGGACACGGCGCGAUCUCUUCAACGACAUUCUGGACACGCUGGAACCGGCCACAUCCGUGGAGGACGACGUCACACAAUCUGCUCGGUCGGUCCGAUCAUUCGGUGGUAAGGGCCGUACGCGAUCGUCCAGCUCCGGGGGAACGCCGCGACCGUGGGAGUGCGAGGCGAAGAUACGGUGGAUCGAUCUUGGUCCGGAGUACUUUCCCCGGUUUCUGCGGACGGUUGAGUGUACGCGGCAGAACUGCUGGUACGGACACUACUCCUGCCAGCCGCGCUCGUUCACGGUGAAGAUCCUGCGGAGGCGAACGGGCGAAUGCGUCCAGAGCGACCGGUUACGGCGCAUCGGUGUCGACGGAUUGCCGGGCGAGCUGCGGGAGCUGUGGGUAUGGGAGGAGCGGGCGGUCAACUUUUGCUGUGACUGUGCGCCAGCCUUCUGA